Penicillium daleae is the source of this 939-nucleotide messenger RNA. RefSeq names its product Enoyl-CoA hydratase AKT3-1. The transcript is spliced from 4 exons. Bases 1 to 939 code for a protein of 312 amino acids. The record is from RefSeq and is a predicted model, not a curated record. Lineage: Eukaryota; Fungi; Ascomycota; Eurotiomycetes; Eurotiales; Aspergillaceae.
AUGCCACUCACAUCCCUCGCCCUCGAUAUCCCCACGUCCUACGAGACUCUGGGUCUCACUGACAUCAAGAUCUCCCACCAUCCUAUUGGAGUACCAUCGGCAACUCCUGUCGUGGUUAUCACGCUGAAUAGACCAGAGAAACAUAAUGGGUUCACACCUGCUAUGUCGGAUAGCCUGACGCUGGCAUACCAGAUGUUUCAUGUCGAUCCUCGUGUCAAGGUCGUUGUGCUGACUGGUGCAGGAAGGAUGUUUUGUGCUGGGAUGGACCUCGAUAUUGGAUUUGGGAAUGGGGAAGGGAGGGCCGCUGAUUUUCGGGAUAUUGGUGGACGGGUCACUUUGGCCAUGCAUCGAUGCCAUAAACCUACUAUCGUCGCACUGCAAGGUUCGGCAGUAGGCGUGGGAAUGACAAUGACUCUGCCGGCGGCAGUAAGGAUCUGCCACGAGAAAAGCAAGUAUGGCUUCGUAUUCGCCCGGCGAGGAGUCACCAUCGAGUCCUGUGCCUCAUACUUCCUCCCUCGCUUGGUAGGAUUCUCCCGCGCGAUGCACCUCAUCUCUACUGGCGGAGUCUUCCCACCAUUGCCAAAGCAUUUCGGCGACCUAUUUACGGAAGUCCUUCCUGAUUCCGCCCAAGUGCUCCCCCGCGCUUUGGAAAUAGCUCAGGAUAUGGCGGAGAAUGUGAGUCCGCUAGCAUCCUCGAUGAGUCGGGCGUUGAUGUGGGAAUGCCCGACUUCUCCCGAAGAGGCUCAUUUGCUGGAGUCAAAGGUCUUUCAUCAUAUGGUUGGGCAAAAGGACUACAAGGAAGGCGUCAACUCGUUCUUUGAGAAGCGGAAGCCUCAAUUUGAGACUGAUCCGCGGCAAAGUAGUGCGCCGAAUUAUCCCUGGUGGCCCGAGGUAAAUAUCGCUCUGGAGCCAAGUGUUUCGAAGGGGUCUAAGUUGUAA